AUGGCGCGAGAAGUACCAGAGGACAUUGAAAUGCGACUGUCCUGGACUGACAGUGGGCAGUCGAUCCUCAAACUGAACAUCCGCCAUCUGUGGCUCUUUGGUGCGUGGCCUCUGUCUGGUUCCUGGUUUUAUGACGUGUACAACGCUUUCUGCCUCACAAUGGGCGUGUGGAACGCGAUAGAGAGUUCACUGUCCCUUUACUUCAGCUGGGGAGACAUGGAUGAGACGACGCUGGUAUUCAUCAGCGCCUUCACCAAUGCCUGCGGCACCGCCAAGAUGGCCUUGUUCAUUCGCAAUCGGCGACAGUACAACGCACUGGCUCGACGCGUGGAGACCCUGAUGUCUGUGCAAAGUGAAUUCUGUUCGGCAGACCCUGUCUUGGCUGAUAUUCGGCGAGGCUCCCAGAGGCGUGCCUCCCGUCUCACCAUAGGACUGCUGUUCCUAAUGUUCUCGCAGUACCCUGUGUGGUUCCCCAUGCCGAUCAUUACGCAGCCAGAACAACGGCGUCUGCCGCUAGUUCAGCACGGCUGGGACAACAACACCAACUACUACGAGCUGUCGUACGCCUUGCAGUGCAUGUUAGCGACGUGGGCAACACAGCUCAGCAACGGUGUGGACUUACUCUUCGUUACUGUCAUGAUCCUCACAGCUGCCGAGAUGCGAAUUCUUACACUGCGCAUUGUCAGUCUGAAAACCGAGAACAAUGAAGUAAGGAUAGUAAAAAGGGCUAAUGUCGUGAUCGGCCAGACGGAGAAUACUUGCGGUGAUGAAAUGUAUGAAAAAUUAUGUCAGUGCAUUGAAAGUCACCAGAAAGUCAUCAGGUUUGUCAAGCAAUUGGAGAACAGCAUGAGUUCCAUCGUAAUGCUGCAAUUCUACUUCAGCGUCCUCAUCAUAUGUGUGACAUUAUUUCAAGCAACAUAUAGUAUGGACUACAGCUCAGUCCUAAAGUCCGUCUCUUACCUUCCUGUACCUGCUGGUCAGAUCUACUUAUACUGCUGGGCAGCACACAACGUUACCGAACAGGCGGAGGCGGUGACGCUGGCGGCAUACGGCUGUUCCUGGUUGGAGGCGAGCCCACGUUUCAAGCGAGCCCUGAGGAUUCUCAUGUGUCGCGCACAGAAGCCGCUGGUUAUCACCGCUGCUCACCUCUAUCCGAUGAGCAGGGAUACGUUCGUCUCGCUGGUGAAUGCAUCAUAUUCAUUCUAUGCACUGUUGGGUCAGAUGAAUAGACGAUAG
Messenger RNA from Schistocerca nitens (vagrant locust), 1236 nucleotides. RefSeq names its product odorant receptor Or2-like. Lineage: Eukaryota; Metazoa; Arthropoda; Insecta; Orthoptera; Acrididae. Gene Ontology annotation, molecular function: odorant binding; olfactory receptor activity. The transcript has 5 exons. The record is from RefSeq and is a predicted model, not a curated record. Gene Ontology annotation, biological process: detection of chemical stimulus involved in sensory perception of smell; sensory perception of smell. Bases 1 to 1236 code for a protein of 411 amino acids. Gene Ontology annotation, cellular component: plasma membrane.